Molecule: messenger RNA, 990 nt
Organism: Medioppia subpectinata
Lineage: Eukaryota; Metazoa; Arthropoda; Arachnida; Sarcoptiformes; Oppiidae
Source: the annotation of a GenBank genome assembly
AUGCAUGAGAUGUCCAAACCGUUGGCCCGCUAUGAGGGAGACGUGGAUUUGGAUAAAUUGCUCAGAGAUAAGGAGCGCGAAGACGACCCGAUGCUGGCAAUGAUGCGCAAGAAUCGGGUGGAAGAGCAGCGACAAGAGGGCACUCUGAAAGUGAUGCCCAAAUACAAGGGACCGCCGCCACCACUCAAUCGGUUCAGUAUAGGGCCCGGCUAUCGAUGGGAUGGCGUCGACCGAUCCAAUGGCUUCGAAAAGAAACACUUCGACAGAAUCGCUAACAAAGAGUCCACUUUAGAGGAGGCCUACCGCUGGUCAACGCAAGACAUCAAUUGUUUGAAAGCAAACAAGACUUCAUCGAUAUAUUCAUAUUCAACGCAAAACGUGGGCCAAAGAGACCAUCAAAAUGCGGAAGUGAUUCAAAUACCAAAACGGAUCGAAAGAGGUCCGACCGAUAUAUUGAAGGCUUUGGCAGAAGUGACCGGAAAGGACUUUAGUGGACCCGACUAUCGAUACAUCGAUGACCCGUUUCUGACACCACUAAGCAAUCAUCAAAAACGAUUGUUUUCGUUAUCGCGAGAGUCGGGCCGUCGGGCGGCUAACUAUGUGUUCGAAGAGUUUCCCGAACUCUUCUAUCGAGAUGUGUCGGAACCGAAGGUCGAGGCCUUCACUUACAAAGAGUUUUACGACGAGAACACAGAAGUGGACGAAACGGAUCUCAAGAAAUGCAUUGCGCGUAAAGAAGUGAAGCAUUCAAUCACUUGCUAUAAGAAUAUAACGACCGCUGAGAAGACAAUUAGUGCCGAAACGCUUCAGAAAUUGUUAGAAUUGGUCUCGUUUUACAAUUGCGAAGAACCGCCGGAUUUGGAAUUUAUUGUGGAGAAGGCGUUCAAUAACGACACCACAACUCCUCGUGUCCUUUGGAAAGACAACGGAUUUGCGGAACAAUUGUUUGAAUCGAUGGAUGAGAAGACGAGUGAAAUAUAUUGCGCUUUA